AUGGACGUGUCCGGACUGGCCUUCAGCUGGGAGAUUCACUCCGACUUCCGCAAUGUCUUCACAACUCAGAAAUCUACUCAGUGCCAUGAUCCCGCAGACGAUAAUCGUAUCUUCGCCGAGUUCAGCGUAUCCGCUACCCUCACGACGAGCAGCCCGCGCGCGGAGCCGCAGCUGAUAGUCAUGCCCAUCGGACAUACACUGCUUGACGAUAUCGUAAUAUCUGUUUUACUCCUCGAGCGGCAGCGACUCACCGCGGCGCUGGACCCACUUAGCGAGGUGCAGUCGGGAAAGCGGAAGGCUCCGUCGCCACAUAGAAUUAUGGAGUCGUAA
This is a messenger RNA of Psilocybe cubensis, 330 nucleotides long. RefSeq lists its product as uncharacterized. The transcript is spliced from 2 exons. NCBI's taxonomy places the organism in Eukaryota, Fungi, Basidiomycota, Agaricomycetes, Agaricales, Agrocybaceae. Bases 1 to 330 code for a protein of 109 amino acids. The record is from RefSeq and is a predicted model, not a curated record.